Messenger RNA from Strongylocentrotus purpuratus (purple sea urchin), 1449 nucleotides. It is a transcript of the gene sord, whose product is annotated as sorbitol dehydrogenase. The transcript has 9 exons. NCBI's taxonomy places the organism in Eukaryota, Metazoa, Echinodermata, Echinoidea, Camarodonta, Strongylocentrotidae. Gene Ontology annotation, molecular function: zinc ion binding; L-iditol 2-dehydrogenase (NAD+) activity. The record is from RefSeq and is a predicted model, not a curated record. Gene Ontology annotation, biological process: D-sorbitol catabolic process. The coding region runs from base 72 to 1142 and encodes 356 amino acids.
GACCGUACCCUAGCUUUGUCACAUCGAAGGAGUGGGUUGAAAUUUUGUGAAAGUACCAAAAUUACGUCAAAAUGGCUCCCAGUCCUACACCGGGUAGUGGUAAUUUAUCUGCUAUAUUACGUUCUACUGGAAAUCUUGUGUUGGAGGAUACUUCCAUUCCUCAACCAACAGAAAAUGAGGUGCAGAUACAAAUGCAUGCUGUUGGGAUCUGUGGAUCAGAUGUUCAUUACUGGACCCAUGGACGUAUCGGAGACUUUAUUGUGAAUGCACCAAUGAUCCUUGGUCAUGAAGCAAGUGGCAUUGUAUCAGCUGUUGGGAGCAAAGUAACAUCUUUGAAAGUGGGUGAUCGUGUAGCCAUUGAACCAGGUGUACCGUGCAGGUUAUGCAACUUCUGCAAAGGAGGACGUUAUAACCUGUGUCCAGAUAUGGCUUUCUGUGCCACUCCCCCUAUUGAUGGGAGCCUUAGACGAUACUACUGCCAUGCUGCAGACUUCUGCUACAAAUUACCUGACCAUGUAAGCCUGGAAGAGGGUGCUCUUCUGGAGCCUCUAUCUGUUGGAGUGCAUGCAUGCAAGCGAGCUGGGGUGACUAUCGGCAGUAAGGUGCUCAUAUGUGGAGCAGGACCCAUUGGAUUGGUGAAUCUUAUGACAGCCAAAGCAAUGGGAGCUUCUUCUGUUGUCAUAACAGAUCUUGAACAGAACCGUUUGGACGUAGCAUCCAAGCUUGGUGCUGAUCACGCCAUCCGUGUGGACACUAAGGAUGUACAAGAAUUGGUCAAACGUAUCCAUUCUGCGCUAGGAGAGGAACCUAGUAUUACUAUUGAAUGCACCGGAGCACCGCCUUCUAUUCAAACAGGCAUCUUUGCAACUAGAUCUGGAGGUGUACUUGUCUUGGUUGGACUAGGACCACCUGAAAUCAGUCUUCCAGUGGUCAAUGCAGCGGUCAGAGAAGUGGACAUUAGAGGAAUAUUCAGAUAUGUCAACUGCUACCCCACAGCAUUGGAAAUGAUAGCGAGUGGGAAGAUUGAUGCCAAACCUCUCAUCACACAUCAUUUCAAGUUAGCAGAAUCCCUGAAAGCCUUUGAAACAGCCAAGACCGGUGAGGGUGGAGCCAUCAAGGUCAUGAUCCAUUGUGACCAAUAGCUUCUCAUCCUCAAGGUCAUCAUCCAUUGUGACCAGUAGCGAGUCAUCCUCAAGGUCAUGAUUAUCCUCAAGAUCAAUCAAGGAGACUAUCACAGUAGGUAUGUUUUCAUCAGCUCGAGAUUGCCAAAUAGUCCACUAUUUCUGAUUUGGGAAAUAAGCCAGAAGUUACAAAUCGCAUCUUCAUCAGCUCGAGACUCGACCUCAAAACUCGAAACUCAAGCUCUAGAAAUUAACUUGAGAUAUUUUGCUCAGCGUUCGCGCAUAGUGCGAGUCUUUGGGCUGGUGAAGACACACCGGACAAAUAGCG